AGUAAUUAUUGAAGUUUGGAACAGCAGUUGGCGAAAAUAAUCUCAACACAAGGUCCACGAGUAACUGUUCUGAGCUUUCAUUUGUAUCACACAAUUUUCUUAAACAGAGGAUUUGUUUCCCAGUUGGCAGGAACUUGUUUUCAUUUUUCAACUUUAAAAUGAUAUCGACAAGAAUACCUUAAAUUUCUCAGAAAGACGACAAUUCUAUGUCAAACUGGGCAAGCUUUGUGCGUUGAGAAAAGUUGUGUGAAAAAAUCGAAAGCUCCAGUAAUCACACAGCAUUUCAGUUUAUUUUAGUCUUGUGUCUCAUUAAUCAAAUGUACAAUGUUUAUUUUUGGUGAGCCUUGUUCACCUCUGACCCCUGAUGACAUUAGUGAGAGUAUUUCAAUCACAUUCAUAUAUAAUUAAAAUAACACUACGAUUUUGUGGACAGCUCUCCCCUCCUUAUGUGCUCCUUACAUUUGAAAAACAACUGUGGUCAUCUUUAAAGAGUUUUAUAAUUUGUUGACAACAUGUUGUUUAAAAAUAUAUACAUAAUUAAAUCAAGUAAUUACUAUGAAUUAAUCCGGGUUUUACCGAGAUUACGAUUCAUUUCAAUAAGAUUUGUUGUAAUUUAAGAAAGGAAUCCACAGUUGAAACUCCUAAAGGUGUCACCUUCACCACCUUGAUUAAGGUGUCUGAGAGCUGACGGCUAUCUGAACGAUGAUCCGCUGACCCCGGAGAAAAUGAGGGGAUCAACACUUCUAAGAAUGACUAAUAACGUAUUAAGAUAUGCCAACUUUAUAACAUGGCUUUUCAGAACGUGAUGGGAUACAGAAUAUGGUUGCCCUUUUGAGAUGAAUGUAUAGCGGUGUGUUCUGGGCCUUUUUGCUAUAGUUAACUAUGUUCUUAGUUAAGUUUCCAUUUUAAUUCAGAAUUGUUAUCUUAAAGAUUGUCAUUGUCUGAAAAUGUAUGUUAUUCUAAUUCUUAAUCUUUGCUCUUUCCUCCGCAGAAGAAAAAGAAGCUUGGGUUUUAAGGGCAGCUCUGAGAGGUCUGGCCAUUUGGUGUCAUGUUGAAUAAACACAAAGGUGCUGGAGAUUUCUGAAGGGAGGCUCAGGCCCCCACGCUGAUCCUGUUUAUGUGUUUGGGCCGGGUUUUGUUUUAAGUCAGAGGUGCUAAACACCUUCCCCCUGAGAUAAAAGAUGAUUAAUGCCUUUGAAUGAGCGUCGCUUUACUGGCUCUAGGCUACUUAAGCCCUUCAUUAGGGUGAGCUCGAGCCGGUCGACACACUCGAGCCACUGGGUCCCUCGCGGCUGAAACAGAAACACUGGAGAGAUUUCCUUUGAAGUGAGCUCUGCUUGUAAGAACUCCAUCCCACAAAGCAUUCAGCAUGGAAAUUUGAUUAGCUCUCACUUUUAUUUGACCCCACACCACUCUGGGAGCUGGUUCUCAGGUGACAUUUGAGGCUAAAGCUUGAUCCCAUAUAAAUAUCAGAGGCAGCAGGGAGCAGAGGGACACUCAGUAUUUGGCAGCUGAGGAGCAGAUUGGGACUAAAGCCAUGGAUGUAUCCGGGCCAUUUCUUCUCCUCCUGUGUGUCCUCCACCUGACCUGGACUGGAGUGUUGAGCAAACACAUAGAUCAUAGAAACCUGUUCACACAAAGACUGUGCUGCAAAAGACAGAGCCACUACGUCUACAUUGGACAAGACAUCUCUGGGAGUCCUGUCAGUGUUGAUGUGGGGCUGUGCAGGUCGCAUUGUGGGGGAGCAUCCAGACCAUCACAUGAAGCAGGACAGCAGGAAUACUCCAAACAUUCCUCAAUGCUGGAAUUCCUCAGGAGCAAGAAAAUGAGGCCGCGCGGACCCGCCGCUCCAGACAGCGCGCCGCCGCUGAGCCAGCUGCCCACCUGCGGGAUGAACCAGAUGUGUGAGCCGACCGGCAUGCGUGUGGACCGGGUGCUUCUUCUCGAGGGACCGCGGGAGGUGGAGGUCAUCCAGGAGUGCCAAUGUGAGAUCAAGCUGACUCAGUGCAUCCGGGUCCCGGCACUGAGGACCUACCACUCCGAGACGCCGUACGAGACAGUCGUCGACGUGGGAGGAUGCUCCGGGUCCAAGGGCUCACCAGAGGGAUUCUCAUGUGUCCCCACUAAGUUUGACUCGGCCUCGGUGGAAACCCCCAACAAAGUGGACCUAAUCCAGACAGUGGCGGCCUGUGAGCUGAAGGAAAGCUGCUACAGGGUCCCAUACGUGGAGUAUUACUAUGAAACAGUCCACCAUGCAGAUGGAGUAAAAGAGGAGAGGCUCAAAGAAAUAGAUGUGGGCAGAUGUUUGGGAGGCUGCACUACAGGAAACCGAUGCCUUCUCAGGAAUCAAUCUGAACCUGCAAUCUGCCACUUAUGGGCUGAAAGACAGUCCAGCUCAUGCGCUCCUCACGGCUACGAGAGCCACAGGUUCCUCAACCAGCAUGGCCAGAUACGCACUGUCCUCUCCAUCACUUCCUGUCUUUGCCAAAACUGAACACGGCGCCCCCUACUGGAAAACAACUUUUAAUCUCUUCUCUUGAGUUGAGAAGUUAGAAUUCACAGCCCAUUGAUGACCCCACCACUACUAAAACACGUGUUUAAGAAUUUGAAUCCCUAAAGUAUUAUUGUAUUAUAUGUAAUAUAUGUCAAAAUGAUUAUUUUGUAAAUAAAUUUAACACAACGAUGUGUGAGGACAACUGCAUAAUAAAACUUAAAACAUU
Pseudoliparis swirei is the source of this 2720-nucleotide messenger RNA. It is a transcript of the gene pnhd, whose product is annotated as pinhead. The record is from RefSeq and is a predicted model, not a curated record. Bases 1538 to 2494 code for a protein of 318 amino acids. The transcript is spliced from 7 exons. NCBI's taxonomy places the organism in Eukaryota, Metazoa, Chordata, Actinopteri, Perciformes, Liparidae.